This is a messenger RNA of Penicillium soppii, 936 nucleotides long. RefSeq names its product putative mitochondrial methylglutaconyl-CoA hydratase (Auh). Gene Ontology annotation, molecular function: enoyl-CoA hydratase activity. Gene Ontology annotation, biological process: fatty acid beta-oxidation. The record is from RefSeq and is a predicted model, not a curated record. Gene Ontology annotation, cellular component: mitochondrion. Bases 1 to 936 code for a protein of 311 amino acids. NCBI's taxonomy places the organism in Eukaryota, Fungi, Ascomycota, Eurotiomycetes, Eurotiales, Aspergillaceae. The transcript has 2 exons.
AUGGCAGCAAUCAUGUCAUCGCGUCUCGUGCGCGUCUCCGCACCCCUCGCCCACCUCCGGAUAAACGCGGUUCCAACUCGGGUCUUCAUCUCUCGAUACAGCACCAGCACAGAGGAAGACAUCAUUAAAACCCAGCAGGUUCCUGCCCCAGGCUCAGGACAUGUGCGCGUUCUCCAGUUGAACCGACCUAAAGCACGCAACGCCAUCUCGCGCGACCUGCUCGACAAUUUGUCGAAGCAAGUGAACGCCAUCGCCGCAGAAGGAGGCAAUGGACCAACGCGGGCAUUGGUUAUCGCCAGUAAUGCAGAUGCAGCAUUCUGUGCUGGCGCAGAUCUGAAGGAACGUGCCAAUAUGACUAUGGCCGAAACCGAAGACUUCCUCCUCAAGCUCCGCGCUACGUUCAAAGAUAUCGCUUCUCUCCAAAUCCCCACUAUAUCUGCCGUCUCAUCUAUGGCCCUAGGCGGCGGCCUCGAGCUCGCGCUAUGCACUCAUCUCCGCGUGUUCGGCUCAUCCAGCGUCGUUGGCCUCCCCGAGACCCGCCUUGCAAUAAUUCCCGGGGCAGGUGGCACCUAUCGACUGCCUUCUAUCGUUGGAGUGAACCGCGCCCGGGAUAUGAUUCUCACCGGCCGUCGGGUGACAGGUCCCGAGUCCUACUUCAUCGGGCUUUGUGAUAGACUUGUUGAAGUGUUGCCCGAGGAAGAAGCGCAGGAGGGUGUCGCACGUGAAAGAGUGUUGCGCGAGAGUAUCAAGUUGGCACUGGAUAUCUGUGAAGGUGGUCCGAUUGCUAUUAAAAUGGCGUUGCAGGCUGUCGAUGCUCAUGUCCUUGGUGAGCGCGCGGAGAAUGCUGCAUACGAGGGAGUUAUUGAGACAGAGGAUCGGUAUGAGGCGCUGCGCGCUUUUGCCGAGAAGCGGAAGCCGGCGUUCCGUGGUAGGUAA